Molecule: messenger RNA, 735 nt
Organism: Microthlaspi erraticum
Lineage: Eukaryota; Viridiplantae; Streptophyta; Magnoliopsida; Brassicales; Brassicaceae
Source: the annotation of a GenBank genome assembly
AUGGACGGCUACCACCGUGAUGUCAGUGCUCUCUUUCCGUGGGUCGGUCCUACGAUCAUAAGGAUCAAGGUGUUCCGAAGAGCGGAGGUUACCGAUGAACAUGGGAAUCCAGGAUUGGACUUCAUCUUCGUCGACGAACAUAGGGAAGUUUCGAGGUUCAAGAUCACAAGCGACAACUGGAUCAAGAACGAAAACCUGAUAAAUAAGCACGAUUACGUUAUCAUUCUCAGCAAUGAAUCUGUCGUCAAGACGCUUGAUCCUCUCUCCAAUAACCACUUCUUUGAAUUCAAAGAUUUCGCUGACGUCAUCAAUGGAAAACAUAAUGUUUUACAUUCUCUUGAUCUCAUCGGAGUCAUCUCAUACAUUGGAAAACUCUCUCCUCCGAGCAUAUCAAGUUAUCGCCGGAGGUCCAUUCCAUUCCAAAUUAAAAACGAGAGGAACAUCGAGCUAUAUUGCAUAGCUUAUGGGGAAUUAGCUGAGGAUUUGUACGAGAGUUGGAAAAAGAUGAACCGUACAAACAUCGUAGCGGUGAUAAGAGAAUGGAAAAUCACAAAAUCAGAUGGUGAGAUCAUCGUAAUCGAUGCAGGAGGGCUCUCAAGCUUUUGGUUCGAUCCAAGCAUUGCUGAAGCGGAAACAAUUAUAAAAAAUAUAAACAAGAAAGAUGACGAUACAUAUCCUUCUUCACUGUUUAUGAAAAAUAUCAGCGAAAAGAUGGCCGCAGUACACAUAGAUUAG